Messenger RNA from Homarus americanus (American lobster), 4592 nucleotides. Its product is annotated as plasma membrane calcium-transporting ATPase 3-like. The transcript has 21 exons. The coding region runs from base 1109 to 4450 and encodes 1113 amino acids. Gene Ontology annotation, cellular component: intracellular membrane-bounded organelle; membrane. The record is from RefSeq and is a predicted model, not a curated record. Gene Ontology annotation, biological process: calcium ion transmembrane transport; regulation of cytosolic calcium ion concentration. Lineage: Eukaryota; Metazoa; Arthropoda; Malacostraca; Decapoda; Nephropidae. Gene Ontology annotation, molecular function: P-type calcium transporter activity; ATP binding; ATP hydrolysis activity.
CAACAAGUGGCGUCUGGCAGCGUGGGGAGUACCGAAGGAGCUCACAACACCGGACGUCGUCUUGCACGUAGCAACUGCUGUUGCAUGUCUUCUUACACCUGGUGGAGUCGUGCAUUUCUCACCCAAGGCCGCCAACACCCUCACCUCUCACGCCCAUCUGCUGUGACCUUCCACACCCAUAUGCCUCUCUGCCGUGAGUGUCCACUGUAAAUGUGACCUCCCGCUUCAAAACGUACCGCACAGUACAUGAGGUGACGAACUCCAGUGGCAGUGAUAUUUUCUGCUAAAAUAAAAAUGUUUCGAUCAUGUGAUAAAUUAAAGUAUAAAAACACCCAUUAUUAAAGACAAACUCCCGGAAACUGAAAGUAGUUGUAUUGUUCACUUAGUAAGGCGACAGGAAAGUAGGCGUGAUAUCUUGGCCAGCAUCUCUACAGGGAUAGUUUUUCAGACUUAUUAUUAUAGCAGUUUACGUCUAUCAUUGUCAGUCUACCAGGGGAUCGCUUCUCUCUCCUCAUCAGUAUGUUAUGGCAACAAGUAAGCAACAUAUUUAUCUGCUAAUGGUUGAAGAAAUAUAGAACUAGAAUUCCAAAGUUGAAAGAAAAUACAACGCGGAUUUAAGCGUUCACGCAGGGUUAGAACAUUUUCUGUCUAGUUACCCACAAUUGACCACGAAACACACCUUAGUUGCCCAUUGUUGGAACAAGAAGUAAUUGGUGUAAUUUGAUGAAACAGAGGCAGUAUUAUUUGGACAGAGGUCGACUUUUAUAAGGAGUGUUGAUAGAGCGGCAUUAGUUAAGAAUCUGUCGCAACUGUUUAGAGUACAAAGCUAUUCCUGGACAUGGAGGUGAACUGUUAGUGUAUAGCCGCCUCUCAGAUUAACUGCGACAAACUGAGUCUAGAGGUGGUGAAGUGUGUGGACAAGGAAACGGUGUGAGUGAGAGAAGACUGAAGACGUGAGGUAGUGGAGACUAGGAGGCAGGACAAGUUAGAUAGCGGAGGCCAGGAAACUACAAGUGAGGUAGCGGAGGCCAGAGGCGUGAGGAUAGCACGUCACUUGAAGCCUGUUUUCUUUAUCGCCCAGAGGUGUUGACAUGUCUUAACUGGCCCUAUGUACAGGAAAAGUAUAGACAUGACACAUAAUGCCCCAGGCAGCAAGUAUGGCGUCACCCCGGAGCAGCUGCGGAAGCUGAUGGGCGCCAGAGGCCCAGACGGUCUUCAGCGACUUCUGGAGGAGUUCGGCACCGUGGAAGACGUGUGCCAACGACUACACUCGGACCCCACUGAAGGUAUUGGCAAUACAUCAGAGGAGUUGGGAUAUCGUCGUGAGGUGUUUGGCACCAACGUGAUCCCCCCUAAAGCUCCGGCGUCCUUCUUGCGGCUGGUGAUUGAGGCACUCAAAGACACGACACUCAUUGUCCUACAAGUGGCUGCUGUCAUCAGCAUCGUCCUCUCUUUCUUCCAUACUGAAGAGAGUGCUUUGGAGGAAGAGUCAGAGCAGGCUCCACCUUGGAUUGAAGGUGUGGCCAUUCUGGCAGCCGUUGUAGUGGUUGUUCUCGUCACUGCCUUCAAUGACUACAGCAAAGAGCGCCAGUUCCGGGGCCUGCAGACCAGGAUUGAGAACUCUCACUCCUUCUCCGUUGUCCGUUCCAGGAGUAUCUUACAGGUGCCUAUCACUGAUAUCCUCGUCGGCGACAUAUGCCAGAUCAAGUAUGGGGACAUGCUACCAGCGGAUGGCUUGUUGAUCCAGGGCUCGGACUUAAAGGUGGACGAGUCUUCACUUACCGGUGAAAGUGACCACGUCACCAAGAGCGAGACCUCUGACCCCCUGCUUUUCUCAGGGACAACAGUAAUGGAGGGGAGUGGGAGAAUGUUAGUGACUGGUGUCGGUGUCAACUCACAGGCUGGCAUCAUCAUGACUCUUCUUGGAGCCACAGAGAAAAGCAAAGAAGCGAAGACAGAGAGAAAAAAGCUCAAACAGACAAGAGAAGAAAAAUCAGAUAAAUCAGUCUUACAACAAAAACUUUCAAGAUUAGCUCUUCACAUUGGAUAUGCAGGUUCUGCGAUAGCUAUGUUGACAAUAGUGAUCUUGGUGGUGACUUUCAGCGUCAAGAUGUAUGUAGUGGAGAAGGAGGAGUUCAACGUACGUCACAUCAACUCAUUUGUGCACUUCUUCAUCAUCGGUGUAACAGUGCUGGUGGUGGCAGUGCCAGAGGGCCUACCCCUUGCCGUCACCAUCUCUCUUGCUUUCUCUGUCAAGAAAAUGAUGAAAGAUAACAACUUGGUGCGGCACCUGGACGCCUGUGAGACCAUGGGGAAUGCCACGACCAUCUGCUCAGACAAAACUGGCACCCUCACCACCAACCGCAUGACUGUCGUGGCUGCCCACAUGGCUGGCACCACAUAUAAAUCUCUACCCAAGUAUGAAACGCUUCCUACAAGUAUGGCUGAGAUGAUGGUUCUUGCCAUCAGUAUCAACACUAACUAUACUUCCAAGAUUGUUCCCUCUGACACACCAGGUGCACUACCCAAGCAAAUUGGAAACAAGACAGAGUGUGCACUGUUAGGCUUUGUGACAGACCUAGGCCGCAGCUACCAGACCAUCAGAAACCACUACCCAGAGGAAAAGUUUGUCAAGCUCUACACCUUCAACUCUGCCAGAAAGUCCAUGUCAACAGUGGUACCUCUGGGAGUUGGCGGCUUCAGGAUCUUCACCAAGGGCGCUUCAGAAAUUGUUGCGAAAAAGUGUACUUUUAUACUGAAUGAAAAAGGUGAAGUGGAAAAGUUAAGCAUAGAGGACCAGAAAAGGCUGGAGAGGGAUGUGAUUAAUCCAAUGGCAUCAGAUGGUCUGCGCACCAUUGGCAUUGCCUACAGGGACUUUGUUCCCUUUGAUGCCAACAUGAAUCAGACAGAGAUCAGCCAGGCACCUCAGUGGGAAGAGGAGGACACUGUAGUCUCUAACCUGACCCUCUUGGCCAUCGUCGGCGUUGAGGACCCUGUCAGGCCAGAGGUGCCGGAGGCAAUCAAUCUGUGUGAGGGGGCUGGAGUGGCAGUGAGGAUGGUGACUGGGGAUAACAUCAACACCGCCAGGUCUAUUGCUUCUAAGUGUGGUAUUCUUAAGCCCACACGAGACAGUCUCGUCCUUGAUAGUAAAGAGUUCAAUCACAGGAUACGGGAUGAGCAGGGAGAGGUAUCGCAAGAGCUAUUUGACAAGGUGUGGCCACAGCUGAGAGUGUUAGCCCGAUCAUCACCACAGGACAAGUAUGUGUUGGUUCAAGGUAUCAUCAACUCCUGUGCUGGAGACACACGGCAGGUGGUGGCAGUCACUGGCGAUGGCACCAAUGAUGGUCCCGCACUCAAGAUGGCUGACGUUGGUUUUGCUAUGGGCAUCACCGGCACUGAUGUGGCCAAGGAGGCGUGCGAUAUUGUUCUGACGGAUGACAACUUCUCCUCCAUCGUGAAGGCGGUUAUGUGGGGAAGGAAUGUGUAUGAUUCUAUCUCCAAGUUCCUCCAGUUUCAGCUGACUGUUAAUGUAGUUGCUGUAACCAUUGCCUUUGUUAGCAUCUGCAUCAUUGGUGACACUCCCUUGAAGACAGUGCAAAUGUUAUGGGUGAAUCUGAUCAUGGACACACUGGCAUCACUGGCACUUGCCACGGAAGCGCCCUCCCGCUCCCUCCUGUACAGGAAGCCCUAUGGGAGGACCAUGCCCCUUAUCUCCUCCAUCAUGCUCAGGAAUAUCCUGGGUCAGGCCUCCUUCAUGGUCAUCGUGAUUUUCCUUCUCCUUUUCUAUGGUCAUUAUCUAGUGGACAUUGAUGAUGGACUCUAUGCCAGAUUGGAUGAACCACCGUCUCAACACUUUACCCUCAUCUUCAACACCUUUGUGAUGAUGACCCUCUUCAAUGAGGUAAAUGCGCGCAAGAUUCAUGGAGAACACAAUGUAUUCCAAGGCAUUACCAGAAACCCUCUCUUUUACUGCAUCUGGAUUGUCACCUUUGCAUCACAGGUUGUGAUAGUGCAGUUUGGAAGCUACGCAUUCAACACAGCGGCAUUGACAACAGACCAAUGGCUAUGGUGUGUGUUUUUUGGAAUUAUGAUACUGUUGUGGGGGCAGAUUAUCACCACCGCCUUUGCCUUGCUGCACAUGAAGGGCACCAGAUACGUGUCAUCCGAGCCUUUCAGUCCGGGGUUGAGGAACGUGUGGACUCAGAAGAACAUGUCCGGCGUGGAGAGAUGGGAGUCUAUCAAAGGGGACUUGGAGAGUCCGAACUCGUCCGUGACUCCCCCUUCGACCUGUUCUCUGACCCCGAGGAGUGUUCGCUGCCUCAAGUCGAAGGAACCCGAUAAUGGAGUUGUCCUGAUAAAGGUUCAAGAAGCAGACAGUCAGACAGAGAAGAGGGAGCUCACCAUUCCACAGCUGGAGGUGAAUAGUGUGCCUUUCUCCUCAUCUAUGUAAACAAUGAGCCAUGUUACACCCUAGAGGUGAACAGCGAUCCAUGUGGCUCCCCGGAUGCCAGAAAUCCGGACCACCCGAGAAUCCCGACUUUUCGAAAACUAUUUUUUUUUUUUAGCGGGCUUUUGUGUGUAUGUGCGCAUGC